Ramularia collo-cygni is the source of this 606-nucleotide messenger RNA. RefSeq lists its product as uncharacterized. The record is from RefSeq and is a predicted model, not a curated record. Bases 1 to 606 code for a protein of 201 amino acids. The transcript has a single exon. NCBI's taxonomy places the organism in Eukaryota, Fungi, Ascomycota, Dothideomycetes, Mycosphaerellales, Mycosphaerellaceae.
AUGGCCUCUCAAGCUCUUCGCGCCAAGCAAGCACCACUCAAGCAGCAAUACAAGGACGACCCAAAUGCCGCCAUCAUUACGCUCAAUGCCUCGGGUACCCUCGAYUCCAGCAGCAUAACCUGCAAGCUUGACACCGGAAAGCAAGCAGCUGCCGCCGAAGCAAAGAUUGCAGGUCUGCAUCAAAAGUCUGGUGGGGAUGGAUUCGAGAUCUCGGGCGAAUUGUGCAGUGGAGACAUGCUGUUGGAGGCUCUAGUGGCAUGUGCGGGUGUCACACUCAAGGCCGUUGCAACGGCGAUGGGUAUUCCCAUCAAGUCGGGCACGGUCAAAGCGGAGGGAGACCUCGACUUCAAGGGGACCAUGGGCGUGGACAGAGAGGCUCCCGUCGGGUUCAAGGACAUCCGUUUGGCGUUUGAUUUGAAAUUCGAAGAUGGAGAAAUUGUACCCGAUGAGACGGUUGAGAAGCUGGGCAAACUGACCGAGCGAUACUGUGUGGUCUUCCAGACCAUCGCGAAGAAGCCGUCACUCAGCGUGUCGUUGCAUGGAAGUCAGAGGGACCCGGAAGAUCCCAGCAUCGAAAAGGGCACUGCUUGGGGACAAAAGUCGUAA